Physcomitrium patens is the source of this 2237-nucleotide messenger RNA. RefSeq names its product laccase-11. The record is from RefSeq and is a predicted model, not a curated record. NCBI's taxonomy places the organism in Eukaryota, Viridiplantae, Streptophyta, Bryopsida, Funariales, Funariaceae. Gene Ontology annotation, molecular function: copper ion binding; oxidoreductase activity.
UUAUAAAUCAGAACGUGCAAUGAAUCGAAGUAGGUUUAUCAGUCAUAUCGCUGCAUGUGACGUUUGGGAGCCGGACCGACCUGCACUUUGAAUUGGAUCUUACAGGACCAGAGAUAAGAGUAAGCGUCGCUCUGGGUGAGCAGCAGGAUCCAAGGGACGUUAAUAUCAUUCAAUUCCGCCUCUCAAGUGAUCCAGUAUGGAGUUCCUCACUGAACCUAAACAGGCCUUGGUCACAAUCACGGUGCUCCUUCUGACUUUGUUGGCGCAGGCGAAGUAUUCGAUUGCUGAGACGCACUUUCUGUAUUGGGAGGUUGUGACAAAAGAAUUUACACGUAACUGCGGUUCUGUGAACAUUACGACUGUAAAUGGCAUGUACCCAGGUCCCGUCGUCAAUAUUACCGAGGGUGACACUGUGGUAGUCAAUGUCACCAACAUGCAAGAGUAUCCGGUGACUAUUCAUUGGCACGGCAUAUUUCAGUUUAUGACCAAUUGGGCCGACGGGCCAGCUCAUUUCACGCAGUGCUCUCUGAAGACUGGAAACUCUCAGAUCUAUGAGUUUAUAGUAUCAGGUCAGAGUGGUACAUUUUUCUGGCAUGCUCACAACAACUGGUUGAGAGCAACGAUGUUCGGUGCCUUCAUUGUGCACCCCAGAGAUCCCCCACCGAAUUACGGCGUCGAAGUAGCUGGAGAAUUUUCGAUGAUUUCCGGAGAAUGGUUCGACACACAGCCAAAUGAUGUUGAAAUGGGUUAUUUGUACAGACCAAUUCCAGUUGACACUUCGAAAACCGCCAACACUCUAAAUGGCUUGACAGGGCCCUUGUAUAAUUGUACUCCAGAUGACGUUCCAGAGACUCAGGUCUUCCGAGUACAGAAUGGGUCAACAUACUUGCUACGGCUGACUAACGCAGGGUUGAAUAACAAUCACUGGUUCACAGUUGCAAACCACACACUGACAGUUGUUUCAGUUGAUGGUAACUAUGUCAAGCCCUUCGCAACAGACGCGGUCUUGAUCGCACCUGGACAGACCACCGACGUUCUCUUGACAGCCAACCAAACUAUAGGAUCGUAUUACGGUGGUGUGGGCCUUGCACAGAUCCCCCAAGUUGGGCCACCCUUAGAGGCAAGAGAAGCACUAGCAAUUAUUGAAUAUGAAGGAGCUCCUGCAGACUUUCCACUGAGUACACCACCUUUUCCAGCCCCAUCCGACCCCAUGGUGGUGGACGAUUACACUGCAAAGGUCCUUGGCUACACGGACAUGGACCUUCCAGAGACUAUGGACCACAACUUAGUAUACGUCGUUGGAAUAGCCCUUGUUGACUGCAUCCCUAGCGAGCCCUGCACAUCAACACAAAAGCUUGCAGGAACAGUUCAGAAUUUCACCUUCGAUGAACCCCAGAACAGCUCAGUCUUGGAGGCCUACUUUUACAACAUUUCAGGAGUAUACGAGACGGGAUUCCCCGAACUCCCUCCAGAGUUUAUUGAUUUCACUGGACGGCCCAGUCCCGAGUACGGAAUCGGUUCCAGGGCAACACUUGUGAAGGAGCUGGAGUUCAACCAGACGGUGGAGCUUGUGCUGCAGAACGUGAAUGCCGCUGUGAUGUUGGACCACCCGUUCCACCUACAUGGCCACGAUUUUUACGUCGUAGGGCGAAACUAUGGCAACUUCAACCAGACCACCGAUCCAGCCACUUUCAAUCUAAGGGACCCACCCAGGUUCAACACCAUCUCGGUCCACAGUGGUGGCUGGGUUGCGCUGCGGUUCCGAGCUAACAAUCCUGGUGUGUGGCUGCUUCACUGUCACUUCGAAAGGCAUAAAACUUGGGGCAUGGAAGCGGCGUUCAUCACGAAAAAUGGGACCCAGCUCAAUGAAACGCUACCUGGUCCCAAACACCCAUUGCCACCAUGCAUCUAGAUGAGAAGCAGUGGAUGGUAGCUCAGCUCACUAUGGCUCACCAUGUGCGGUGCUGCAGCAGCAAGUAAGCAACAUACAUGGCUGCACAUACACAAACACACAUACAGACAGACAGACUGCCCAUCCCCCCUCCCCCAUGACAACUUGCCAGCCUUUUUCAUGUUCAAUCUUCGUUGUUUCUGGAUAGUCAUACCAGUACUCAUUGUUUGUUUUCUUCUUUUUGUAAAAAUAGAUUUAUUACCAUAGUUGUGGAUUUCUCACUGUGCUGAUGGAUAGAUAUUUAUUACAAAAGUUUGAAUCAAUGAAUUUUUUAUUUGCCUUUGAA